CUCAUACCACAACUAAAAAUGGCUGUUUCAUGUUGCAAUUCUCUCACUAUGUACAGCUACAGUACUGUUUUGCUGUUAUCGGUUCUCAUCGCUGUUUUUACGGGGUCAAACUGCUGCAUGCACAAGGCUGAUCCAUGUCCGUGCAAGGAUCAGACACUUUGUAAUUUCAUCACGAAAACUCCGCAGAAAGAGCUCUUCGUUUUUCAAGUCUCAGACGUGAACUGGAUGGAAUAUGACUGGUCUUACAUAACAACUCUGGUAAACUUCGCUGCGUAUAACCCGGAUGAAAUGUGCUAUGCUCACUCCAAGGGUGCAAGAUAUAUCAGGGCCGUGGGCUACCCGCUAAACGAACUAUCCAACGUCACAUAUCGCAGCGUCUGGGUGAAACAGCAGGUCGAGUUGGCCACUAAACAAUACACGGAUGGCAUAAACAUCGACUUUGAGAAACCCCUCAGUCGGAGUAGGUCCGAGAUGCUUACUGCGUUGGUAAAUGAAACAGCCCAGGCAUUCCGUGCCGCAAAUCCCCAUGCACAGAUAACGAUUGAUGUCCCCCACGCCCCAUGUGGUUACGGUCGUUGCUACGACUACGUCAAGUUAGCUUCCAUAUGUGACUUUUUGGUCAUCAUGGACUACGACAUGGUGGGACCAUCCCAUGACGCCCAUUCUAAUGACGGCAUCAACUAUGUUAAACAGGGCUGGGAGGCAUUCUUAAAGGAAGGCAUUCCCGCCAGUAAAUUGGUUACUGCAGUGCCAUGGUAUGGCUACGACUUCCCCUGCACUCAUCUCCUAAAGGACAACAUAUGUUCUUAUAAUGCUCCACAAGAUGAAAAUGGCAUCGUGACAGCAAAUGACGUCAUGACAAAGAGAGGUGUGCAGAAGUACGGGUCGCGCGUCCAAGUUGUGUAUAAGCGUAUUACACAGCUAUUGAAGAAUUCUACGACCGGUCGAAUCUUCAAUGAAACGUAUGGGUCGCCAUUCUUCAAUCACUUGGUAUCGGGUCACAUUCACCAACUGUGGUACGACGACCCAGAAAGCCUGACGCUCCGCUACAACAACGCCAAAUCCUUCCAGCUCCGUGGCGUCUCAAUGUGGCAAGCGGAUUGCUUGGAUUAUUCGGACGACCCGGAAGCAAAAGCUCUUACAAAGGCAAUGUGGGAUGCUAUCAAAACCUUUUUCAUGUAAUAAUAAUUUAGCUUAUUGUUUCUUUGGUGUAUUACUCACUUAAUUUAAUCGGAUCCGGGUUGGAUUUCACAAAGAGUUUUAUGUCAGAAGACUAGUCUUAUCUCGAGUAAGGACGAGUUGCUCGUCCUCACUUAGGACAAGACUUAAAAGUUUGUAACAACUUCUUAAAGGGUCUUGGUACGUUGUGUUGGACACAAAACACAAUUUCAACAUAAUUUACAUUAAACUCACACAAUUUGAAGACAAUAUUCUAUAGAAAGC
Molecule: messenger RNA, 1443 nt
Organism: Asterias rubens (European starfish)
Lineage: Eukaryota; Metazoa; Echinodermata; Asteroidea; Forcipulatida; Asteriidae
Product: di-N-acetylchitobiase-like
Exons: 7
Coding region: 19-1182 (387 amino acids)
Biological process (GO): carbohydrate metabolic process; chitin catabolic process
Cellular component (GO): extracellular region
Molecular function (GO): chitinase activity; chitin binding
Source: RefSeq, a predicted model, not a curated record